CCACACCGGCCCUGCCUCCUGCUCAAUCGGCCUCUCCCCACCGACCAAGUAAUGCUCACUCCGCUGGAUGACCUCGUGUCCAUCUUCUCCUCAGUAUCCACGUACCAGACAGGCAAAAACACCCUUGUGCUGGACCGUGGCGUCUCCAGCCAGUUGAACUUUCUAACAGAGAACCACUUCUCCCGCUUCUCGUCGCAGGCAAACAUCGACAAGAUCCUGUGGUACGACGCCGACACAAUCAGCGAGCAGAUCCAGAACACCAUCGACCCGACCUCCCCGCAUGCCGCCACGUCCCUCGUGUUCCUCUUCAACCUACACUCCAAGGAAAACUUCCUUAAGUUGGACUCUUUUGCUUCCUGCUUGAGAGAUACAAUCCUCCCCCUGAACGCAAACUUCAACGUCCAUCUCAUAGUCGCCCACCCUUCUCUAGACAAAUCCGUCGAAAAAUACCUCUCGACAAUUGGCGUAUUAGGAGACUUAACAUCCUUGCAACUUUGGAACUCCCUCCUUUACUUUGAAAUCUCUCCCGACAUUUACUCCCUAGAGUCCGGCCCAGAUGCCGCAUUCUCCCAGUUGUUCCUCGACAAUUCGCCAUUACCGCUCGAGCUUCUUGCUAAACUACUGCUUGACUUGUACAUUUCCUCGGAUUACAAGCUCAGAAUAACAAACAUCUAUCUCAAAGGUGAAAAGUCCCACCAGUUCUGGAAAAUCUACGAACGAAUACUAGAUUCCCACUUACAAACCCUUUCAGACAACCAGAGAAAAAUUAUUGACGAUAUUGACGAGACUAUUUUCAUGGACUUACACUCCUUUUAUAAUAACGCAGUUGACUUCAUAUGUUUAGAUCGCUCAAAUGAUAUAGUCAGCUUGUUGUUAACACAAUUGUCUUACUCUGGACUAUGCAAUGAGAUAUUCAACCCCUCAACCCAGCUGGAAAUGAUUCAGUUCAAACCCUCCGACUCAGAUGAAGUGAUGAAAUUCAAACUCGACGAUUCUUCUGAUGACAUAUACCCCCAAAUAAAGUAUUUGAAUUUCAGCCACGUAGGCCCGGUACUCAACCACAGGGCGAAACAACUACAAUUAGAGUUUGAUAGAAGGAAGAAGCUGAAAGACUUGGAUGAAAUGAAAUCUUUUGUCAAUGAGUUGAACAGUUUGAAAAACAUGCAAUCUUGGGUACAGAAGCAUACAAAUUUGGCAGGGUUCAUAAUCCACUCUUUCAAGAAAGAUGCGCUAGAUCUUACAUCAGGCGUACCACUCUUGGACGAUCUUAGUAUCGAACCCUUUGAAAGCAGAAAUCUGGGUAAUCUUUCACUUGAUUCCUAUUAUGCCCAACUAAUUGAGCUUCAACAAGAUAUAGUGUCAAAUCAGAUCAACACCGCACAGAUACUUGCAAGAAUCUCUGACCUGUUGAUCAACUUCAACUCAUCAUUGAGCGACGCCACUAAAUUGGUAGUACUAACUUCGAUUGUGAAGAAUGGGAUAAAAGAAUCUGAUUUCCAAACCCUUCAUCUCGAGAUGGUAAAUAAAUUUGGAACACUCCAAGUCACUCCUAUCUUACUCAACCUCCAAAAAUUGAAAAUUUUGCAAAUCAAAAAUAACAACCAGCAGUUAGCAUUUUGGUCUUUCUCGGAUAACUCGUUAUUACCUUCUAAAUCGCAAAGCAUUUUGAACUUUGCAUCAUUGUCCAAAUCCUUAAAUUUGCUGCCCCUUCAUGGUGAUGAAGACAGGUCUGAUGGUCUCUUUAACGAUCUAGCAGGUAGAUACACAGACGCAGAUUUUGGAUAUCCGGGGUAUGUUCCUGUUUUUGCAAGACUAAUCCAGUCAAUUUACGAUCGUUCUUUUUUGAAUCCACCCAACUCGGCAGUUGAAAAUCGAAAACCCACACAACAGCAGAUUGACUCUAGAAGGGCAAUAAAAUACGGAUGGAGUAAUGUCGACUUAGACCAGCUCAGUGGGCCAACAAAACAAGAGUUCCUUGUUCCUGAAUCUAAAAGGAAACUGUUCAAUGCUAUAAUACCACCAAAAAUUUCCGAGCUCAAGGUUAGCAAUAGUCAACCAAAUGCUAAACUAAGCGCACAUUUUAGUACCGUAGUGAUCUGUGCAGUAGGUGGGAUUACAGGCAGCGAAUUGGCAGCUAUAAAAUACGUAUUAAGUUCAAAUUCCUUCACCAAAAAUAAAAGAAUAAUUAUUCUAACCACAGGAAUGAUAAAUGGAACCCAGUUCAUUAACUCAAUGUCAAACCCAGCUUGACUUAACUAGAGCUAUGUAUAUUUUCUAUAGUAUCCACUACGAACUUUCUCUUCGUAGUCAAUAAGUAAAGCAACUAGCCCACCAAAGCAGCUUUUUAGUCCAUCGCUAACACUUUCCUUCUUGCACUUCCUGAACGCCAUUUCCCGAGGUAGGUUGCUACUGUAUCCAAAUCCAAAUUUUUCAACAACUGUGUUAUCAGCUAGUGAGAGCUUUACAGUUGUUCGAAUCAUAACAUUACACUUGACCUGCUCCCCUUCUUCUGAACUAAUAACUUCAUAUUUCUCGAGUUUACUCUCUCCGACCUGGCUCAUCCAAUUACUAACUCCGUAAACCCUGUUUGCAAGAUCGAUGAGUCUAUGCAAUCCCAAUCCAAGCUCCAAAUCAUUUCCUUCUUUUAUUCCUUCAACAUUUUCUAAUCCAGAUUCUUCCGUUUUUCGGCGCC
Pichia membranifaciens NRRL Y-2026 is the source of this 2692-nucleotide messenger RNA. RefSeq lists its product as hypothetical. The record is from RefSeq and is a predicted model, not a curated record. The transcript has a single exon. Gene Ontology annotation, cellular component: CORVET complex; fungal-type vacuole. Lineage: Eukaryota; Fungi; Ascomycota; Pichiomycetes; Pichiales; Pichiaceae. Bases 52 to 2250 code for a protein of 732 amino acids. Gene Ontology annotation, biological process: vesicle-mediated transport; intracellular protein transport.